AUGCCCACCAUGGCCGAACGCCGACAGACCAUGGCUGAGCACUUCAACAUGAAGCCAGCCGAGUCCCGCCUUUCCAUACCGACGCCAGCUCGGAUACCUCUUGCCGGAUUGACUGGGUUCGGUAUCGGAAUGGCGCUCGGUAUUGCCCAAGGAGGUCAAACUGCUCAGCUGCGCUUCCGCGCCGAACACGCACACAAGAUGCCCACCACCACCACCGGAUGGUACCUCUACCACAAGAGCAAGAACUACCACACCAUGUACGGUAGCCUUCGCGAAGGUCUUCGUAUGGGUGCCAGGUUGAGCUUUUGGACCCUGAUGGCAUUCGGCCUUGAGAGCACCGUCGACAGAUAUCGUGGCAGCACCGAUCUCAUCAGUACCGUCCUGGCAAGUUUGACCGUUGCUGGCAGUUUCAGUCUCGUCAACCGCUUUUCUCUUCCCACCGCUGCCCGCACGGCCCGAUACGGACUGCUCUUUGGACUGGUGUACGGCGGAAUGCAAGAUAUUGUUGGCUUUGCUCGCGGUCGCCCCAUCGGAUACGUCGAAUUUUUCCGCAAACGCUUCGGAUCAGGGAAGACGGCCAAGAUCCUGGAGCAGCCGCAAGCUUAG
This is a messenger RNA of Colletotrichum karsti, 606 nucleotides long. RefSeq lists its product as uncharacterized. The transcript is spliced from 2 exons. The coding region runs from base 1 to 606 and encodes 201 amino acids. The record is from RefSeq and is a predicted model, not a curated record. NCBI's taxonomy places the organism in Eukaryota, Fungi, Ascomycota, Sordariomycetes, Glomerellales, Glomerellaceae.